This is a messenger RNA of Penaeus monodon (black tiger shrimp), 510 nucleotides long. RefSeq names its product zinc finger protein 586-like. Gene Ontology annotation, molecular function: DNA-binding transcription factor activity; RNA polymerase II cis-regulatory region sequence-specific DNA binding. The record is from RefSeq and is a predicted model, not a curated record. The transcript has a single exon. Gene Ontology annotation, biological process: regulation of transcription by RNA polymerase II. Bases 1 to 510 code for a protein of 169 amino acids. NCBI's taxonomy places the organism in Eukaryota, Metazoa, Arthropoda, Malacostraca, Decapoda, Penaeidae.
AUGCUUUCUCAAGAGGAUUUUUAUCACACAAAUUACAGCAAGUCGUUUCGGCAUGAGGCUAAAAGGAAUUCCAGAGACAAGCGCUUUGAGAAUCGCUACAAGUUAAAGAUGCACCUCAAUACCCACACGGGGGCUCGGCCCUUUACGUGCGAUGUGUGCGGGAAAGGCUUCAUGCGACGGACCACCCUCAACGGACAUCGAAGCAUUCACGACGCCUCUCAGUUCUCGUGUCCCACCUGCAACCGCACCUUCAAACGCUCGUCCGAAAGGCUUAUUCACAUUUUACUGAAGGUGUGUCUGCGGAAGCAAAGAAUCCUUCGUCGGACAGCCGCUGGCUGGUUCUGUGAUGUCUGCGACAAGAGCGUUCCCCUGCCGCAGGAACACAAGUGUCCUGUCAAAGGUCGACGCCGUCAGUGUCCUGUCUGCGGAAUGGAUUUCGGCGGGCAGCGCGACCACAAGAUGUUGACUCACGUCCGCCACGAUCACCCAGAUUUUCUCGUUUCAUUGUAA